CUUCCGCUUCCGAGGGUGAAGGCCGUCCGAGGUUCGGUCCGCGGUUCUUUUCCCUUCCUUGUGUUUUGGUUUGGUUCUUUCCCUCCCCCGGGAAACCCGACCCUUCUCCGCUGCCAUCAUGUCGCCUGGCCUCGGGAUUAGCGCCGCGGGCGUCUCCUCACGGCUUUGAAGACGGCAGAGGAAAACAGACAUUCUGGACUUUGGAGACGCUUUCAGAAGACUCCCAUCCAUGGAAGAAGCACAAGAUUUAGCCGAACAGCCUACAAAAAAAGCCAAGAUGCAGGAAUCAGAUGAGCAGUUGUUAAGGCAUGUAAACAGCACAGACAGUAGUGAUCAGAAACCUGAAUCUUCAAAUCUUGGUUCAAAUCUGCCCUUGUCCAAUGAAAUUCUGCCAUGCACUGACUACAUCUCAAGGUCAUCAAAUGAAUAUACCUCACAGAUGUAUUCUGCAAAGCCAUAUACACAUGUUCUUUCUGUACCUGUAUCUGAAACAAUGGCCUCAUAUUCUGGUCAGACUCAAUACCAAGCACUGCAGCAAUCACAGACUUAUGCUGUGUAUCCUCAGUCAACACAAGCCUAUGGACUACCUCCUUUUGGUGCACUGUGGCAAGGUAUGAAACCUGAGAGUGGUUUAAUUCAGACUCCAUCUCCAAGUCAGCACAGUGUUCUUACCUGCACUACAGGGUUAACCACAAGCCAAUCCAGCCCAACACAUUAUUCUUACCCUAUUCAAGCUCCAAGUACCAAUGCCAACUCAGUUGCCACCUCCUCAGCUUCAGUCAACAUUUCCGCAUCAGCAGUAGCCAGCAUCUCUCAACAGGAAUAUCCUACAUAUACGAUUCUUGGACAGAGCCAGUACCAGCCUUAUUACCCAAGCUCAACCUUUGGAGUGAUAUCACCGGCAGACAGCUGCACAGAGAAUACCACAUUGACGGCGACCACAUAUCCUUGUGAAAAAACAAAUGCCAUGGUGCCUACUCAGACUGCACAGAGACAUUCCUCUGGUGACCCAGCUACUGGCCCAUCAUUACCAAGAGCUACAGCAAGUAAAGACACAGAAGAACAGUCCAGGAAAAAUGUGCCUGGGAAAAAUAGAAGCAAGAGGAAAGCAGACCCUUCUUCACCAAAGGACAAUGAACUUGAACGAGUAUUUCUGUGGGACUUGGAUGAGACCAUCAUAAUAUUUCAUUCUCUUCUCACAGGAUCAUAUGCCCAAAAAUAUGGAAAGGAUCCAACUCUGGUGAUCGGGUCUGGACUGACUAUGGAAGAAAUGAUUUUUGAAGUUGCCGACAUGCACUUAUUUUUUAAUGACUUAGAGGAGUGUGACCAGGUUCAUGUAGAAGAUGUAGCUUCAGAUGAUAAUGGGCAAGAUUUAAGCAAUUACAAUUUUUCCACGGACGGUUUCAGUGGCUCAGGAAGCAAUGCCAAUCAUGGUUCAGCAGGUGUCCAGGGUGGAGUGGAUUGGAUGAGGAAGUUGGCUUUCCGCUACCGGAAGGUGCGUGAGGUCUAUAACAAAUACAAAACCAACGUAGCAGCGCUCCUGAGCCCAGAGAAGAGGGAAGCUUUGCAGAAAUUGAGGGAAGACAUAGAAAUGUUAACAGAUGCCUGGUUAGGGACAGCGUUAAAAUCCCUACUGCUCAUUCAGUCCAGAAAGAAUUGUGUGAAUGUUCUCAUAACCACCACUCAGCUGGUGCCAGCGCUGGCCAAGGUCUUGUUGUAUGGACUAGGUGAAGUGUUUCCUAUUGAAAAUAUUUAUAGUGCAACAAAAAUAGGCAAAGAGAGCUGUUUUGAAAGGAUUGUCACUCGAUUUGGGAAGAAAGUCACAUAUGUGGUGAUUGGUGAUGGACGUGAUGAAGAGAUGGCAGCCAAACAGCACAACAUGCCCUUUUGGAGAAUCACGAACCAUGCCGAUUUGGUGUCCCUCCACCAGGCUCUUGAACUGGACUUUCUUUGAAGAGCUGAAUGAAAGGCAUAUUGGCACAGCUCACAAAUGCCCCCACGGCUUAACAAGAACUUGCUUGGGGGCUUCCUUUUUUUGUUUUAUGCAGACAAAAGAAAUGUAGCUAACAGACAUGUAUAGCAGAAAGCACCACACCAUUGCAUUUCCAGGAGAGCUGCUAAAGAGCCUUGAGAAGGGAAUUUUCUGAGACUCAGUAGAGCAUCCCAGGUGGAAUUAUCUCCAGCAGCAAAGACCUCUCUCACUGUGCAGCCAUUUGUGGUAUUACACUUAAAGGGGGGGAAAAGCAGUACAUUUUUGUAGUGUACUCUGUCACCUUAACAUCUCUCUCAAACUUUCAAACAUAAAAGGAAGUGAAUUGUUUGAGGGGGGUUUCAGAACAGGGUCCAGGAAAACUAUCUUCAUUUUUGCAAAGCCAAAAGACACUUCCAUUUUUCAGAGAAAACUGAAAAUCUGUCUGUCUGUGAGGUACUGAAUAUACACAGCGGUUCUUUGAUACCAAGAGGUGAUAGCUGUAUUCACUUCCCUGUAAGAGGUUUUUUUUCCUAGCAAAUAUCUGGUUCUCCAUUUCAUUAACUCUCUCAAUAUGUUGCAAGAGAGUAUUUCAAUGUGAUUGAUAGCAGAUGACCAGAUAAGAGGAAAAACAGUUUGUUGCCUAAUGAGUUUUGAGCAUCCUGCUUUCAUCCCUUUUUUCAUUAUCUUGCUUGCAUAAGUCAAGAAGAAGAAAAAGGCCCUCUCUUAAGACAGUGUAACAUUUCAGCAUGGAAUAAUAGGAACUCGUCAUUUGGUCACUUUUCUCUGCUUUCUUUUAACGUACCAAUACUUGCCAUGACCUGCUGACUUCCCAAGCGGUAUCUCAGCUCAUACAUCCUAUGUUUCUGUUGAAACUCGAACUACACUCAGAUUUUUGAAGAGGGGUUUCAGAUCUGUAAUAAUAAUAAUAAUAAUAAUAAUCUGUAUAGUGCCCUUGUCCAGAAUAUCAUUCUACUGUUCAGCAACUGCUAAGAGGCAUUUCAGCUUCCACUUUUUGCUAGACUAGUGUUUGAACCUGCCGCAGUGGCAGGUUGGCCUAGCACAGUGAUGGCAAACGUUUUAGAGACUGAGUGCCCAAACUGCAACCCAAAACCCACUUAUUUAUGCAAAGUGCCAUGUCCCUCUGAUGUUCUAGUAAUAAACUCUGGCGAACUCUGUGCUGAAGGUGAUGGCGUGUGUGCCCAGAGAGGGCUCUGAGUGCCACUUUUGGCACUCGUGCCAUAGGUUCGCCGCCACUGGUCUAGCAGAACAAACACAGCUGUAGCAGAAAUGCCUCUUCUCACUUGCACAAUACAAACAGUAUGUUAGAAAGUUGAUAGGUGGUAGGAUUGUCUACAGACAGCUCUGAAAUUUCAGCCUGCCGGAUUCAUUUACGUACUGGUUUGGACAGAAAGGCAUAAAAGAUUAACCUUUGACUUCACAUAAAAGGUUUUUAGUCCUAGCUAAAAUCUGACAGCUCUCAGGGAAGGUUCCCUUGCGAUUAAGGACCAUACAGUCAGUGCUUGAGAAAAUUACUUUUUAGAUGACAAAUUCUCAGUCUGGUGGGGUCGGGGCAAGCAAAACAUUUCUAAGCUCUCAUAUAAAUACAUGCUGCUACACCCAACCCCUUCUGAUGAUGUAGUCAUCCACUUGCAAAUUCUUAAAAGGGGGAGAAUAUUAUUUCUCCUCCUUACAGUGGCAAUGUAGUGAUUUCUUUCUCCAUGGGGCAUAGCAUAUGCUGGGUGCAUGGAUUCUGGGCAGAUAUGUGCACCAAAGAGAGAAACUUUCUGCCUUUUUCGUGUACUGAAAAACCACAAAACUGCCUUGUUUCCUGACAUUUUCCCAGCCAGCAUCUCCUACAGACUUACUGACAACAGCAGAGCGGUGUUGAAUAAAAAGGCCUUUCUAGCUUCCACACACUGUUCUGUUACUCUGUCUUUCUCUGAAUCCUCCCUCUUUGCUACAAGCUGUGCUUGAUGUCAGAAUCAACUCUGUGCCUUAACUUCCAUCCUAAAACUUGGCCUGGAAAUGCUGUAUGGAGCUCUUGUCAGUCCAAAAGUUAAAUUUAAAAAUGCAUUUAUUUCUAAAGUGCUUUCAAGAAGCAUAGCCGGUGGAAAUGGGAAAGUGUUGCUCUGAACUCUAUUUUACCUAGAGAAACUGUUUUGGAAACCUUCAAAAUUUCAAAACAGUGUAUCCCUGUUUGUGCAGGUUUUUUUCUCUGCCUCGGAUAAUAUUUAUAUGCUGUCUUUUCUGAUGUAUGUGAACUUCAUUUUGCCUCAUUCCCUCAGGUGGUGGUACUUUCUUUCCUGUUACCUUAUUUAAAGGAUGUCCUGGCUCAUUUAUCACUGAAUUUUGUUGGCUGCCUCUCUUGGGUCUUCAUAAACAAUGUGGAAAUUGGUAGAGUUUUUGCCUCCUGCUCUUGGUUCCUGGGUUAGCUAUCAGGCGCCAGUCCAUUUUAUUUUAAAGCUCUCUGCACCCUUUAGGUCUUCUUAACAAUGCAGUGGGGUGCAGGGUUGGACUUUUCAUCUCCGACUGGGUUUUCAUUGCUGCCUUGGUUAAUUAAAGGUCCCAUCAAGCACCAGAGGCACUGGCUGGGAUGGAGGCCAAUGUGUUAGCUGGUGUAAAAUGCUUGUUCUCCCUCAGGAUCCUACCAGUGUCCAAACUGAGCAUCUGCUGUUUCAGUGGUUGUGAUUGGAAGGCAUUAAUGGGUACAGAUUCAUUGAGCAUCAUGUUCUGUGUAAUUGUCCUGUGAACUGGAAAAAAAUAAAGUCUUUUAUUUUCUAUUUAAAAAAAGAAAAAAA
Sceloporus undulatus (fence lizard) is the source of this 4770-nucleotide messenger RNA. It is a transcript of the gene EYA3, whose product is annotated as EYA transcriptional coactivator and phosphatase 3. Gene Ontology annotation, molecular function: protein tyrosine phosphatase activity. Lineage: Eukaryota; Metazoa; Chordata; Lepidosauria; Squamata; Phrynosomatidae. The record is from RefSeq and is a predicted model, not a curated record. Gene Ontology annotation, cellular component: nucleus. The coding region runs from base 230 to 1954 and encodes 574 amino acids. Gene Ontology annotation, biological process: cell differentiation; negative regulation of extrinsic apoptotic signaling pathway in absence of ligand; multicellular organism development. The transcript has 18 exons.